Messenger RNA from Plodia interpunctella (Indianmeal moth), 2959 nucleotides. It is a transcript of the gene Trc8, whose product is annotated as TRC8 ring finger protein. Gene Ontology annotation, cellular component: endoplasmic reticulum; endomembrane system. The transcript is spliced from 2 exons. The coding region runs from base 213 to 2222 and encodes 669 amino acids. Gene Ontology annotation, biological process: ERAD pathway. Lineage: Eukaryota; Metazoa; Arthropoda; Insecta; Lepidoptera; Pyralidae. The record is from RefSeq and is a predicted model, not a curated record.
UCUGGCAACAUCAAAACUGUAAUGUCAACAUUUUAUUGUCGCAAAAAUUUCAGUCAUUAUUUUCGUAUUAUUAUUACGUGAUAUCAAAUCGUUAAAAAAAUUACAAAAUUGAUCGAAAAAGAGCCUCGUUGCGUGCGGCUACCGUCCACAAGUUCGGUUGUAGUGUCCAAAUUAUCUGUGUUAUCGUGGAAGAAGGUCUGCAUAAAUGAAUUAUGUCGUUAAGGUCCAAAGCCCUGGCGCUGGUAGAGGUCUUGUUGAGGGUGCCGCCGUUAUUUGUGGUGGAUGAGUUCCUAAAGAUCAGCCUAGGACUGCCGGUGGGCAAUGGCGAGGAGGUGUCGGUUCUUAGCAAUGUCACCAUCGACCACGUCGAUAUAUUGGAUGCGGACGCCAGUUACUAUGACGCUAAUUUCUACAACGCCUUCUUCUUCACCCUGCUAAAGUUCCUCGUGUGCUGCUUAGGAUGCCUAUCAGCGCUGUGCAUAUUCGUGUUAUACACGAAGCAUCUCAUCAUCGUGUACCUAUAUCUCAUGUCCGUCGGCAUCGUCUUCGUAUCGUACUGGACCAACGUCUCCGCCAUCAAGCAGAUCCAGGCACUAACCCUCACAGCGAUCACACACCCCUCCCCGAGCAUUCUCGAAGACAUGCUCAAUCUUAACCUCAAAAACCUACUUGACCUUGACGGCCCGGGCAUCUUAGUCAUACAAAACUUCGCAAUCCAAUUCAUACUAGCUCUCCUAUUCAGAAAUAUCCAUCUAGGACCACGACUACCGACAAUACAAAAGUUAUUACCUGUCAGCUUUAUGGCACCUUCGUUUUUAGCCAUGCUCCCAGUACCGCCAAAUUUACUGCACCAUUCGCCUGUAUUCGCAGCAUUAUUGCCACUAUUCCUAGUUAAAUAUGUACUGUGGUCAUCGUCAUACAACGUCAUACAGGUCAUAUAUGCUGGCUAUCAACAAGGAAGACUGUUCGUAAGCAACUAUGGACUGUCAGCACUAGUCGAAAUGGAAUGGAUGAGACUGAACGUGCCAUGCGUUCUAAGAGUUUUUUGGGUAAUGCGCGUGGCUGAACAUGCUAUACUACUUCUUAUGGAUAACUAUGAUGACGAAAAUGAAGAAGGACUAAGAGUUUCCACGCUAUUAGCUGUUCAAUCACUAGCUUCGAUGGCAAAAUCUUUACUUGUUACUGGAUGCGAAACUAUAACAGCAGUUCUUGGAAUGACCUCCGUGAUCUCAUUCUUCUGUCACUACAUUGGCAAUUUCUUCCAAUGGAUCCUAUUGACAGAUGAGGAGGAAGACAAAAGCAUUGGGACCGUGUCUGCAAUUCUCUUCUACAUACUGGCGUUGCAGACUGGAUUGACUUCGCUAAACCCGGAGAAGAGAUUCGUACGACUCUGCAGGAACUUCUGCCUGUUGUUCACUGCGCUGCUGCAUUUCCUCCAUAAUAUAGUUAACCCCAUGUUAAUGUCGCUCAGUGCAUCACAUAACCCAAGUACGCACAGACACGUACGUGCUCUAGGAGUCUGCGCUUUUCUAAUAAUAUUCCCUAUAUCUUUACUAGUCUAUCUUUGGUCUCAACACACAAUAUCGACAUGGCUGCUAGCUGUCAGCGCCUUCAGCAUAGAAGUGAUAGUCAAAGUUAUAGUGAGUCUCAUGAUUUACUCUCUAUUCCUCGUGGACGCUUACAGAAGCACCUUUUGGGAACAACUUGACGACUAUGUAUACUACAUACGAGCCUUUGGCAAUACUAUAGAGUUCUGUUUCGGAAUAUUCUUAUUCUUCAACGGUGCUUGGAUUCUGCUGUUUGAAUCGGGUGGAGCAAUCAGAGCAGUCAUGAUGUGCAUACACGCGUAUUUCAACAUUUGGUGCGAGGCGAGAGCUGGUUGGUCAGUGUUCAUGAAGAGGCGGACUGCAGUCAAUAAAAUAAAUUCUUUGAGAGAAGCUUCUCCCGACCAACUCAGCCAGUUGGACGACGUUUGCGCCAUCUGUUACCAGGAAAUGCAUUCAGCGAAAAUAACCAGAUGCAAUCACUAUUUCCACGGCGUAUGCCUAAGGAAGUGGCUUUAUGUCCAAGACAGGUGUCCAUUAUGUCACGAUAUAUUGUACAAGAUAGAUAGUGACGUCAACAAAGAUAAUUCGGAAGCUGGUAAUGAAGAAAAUAGUAACAACCAAAACCUUAUUUUGGAGGAGGAGCCAGAUCUCUUACUGGGAGAAGGUGUGAGAUGACUGCUCGAUGAAGACCCGUACCACUUACAUUGAAACAUUGUUUGGAAAAGAAUUGGAGUGGUAUUUCCUUUUGUAUAGUAAGUUAUUGUUUUUUUUUAUAAAUCAGGUUUGACUGUGAUUAAAGUGAUUGUUGAAAUUUUGUUUCGUGAGAAUGGUUGGCGUUUGAUGUGUGUCUAAUUUAAGCUUAUAGACUCUUCGACGUUGUCUCAUGACAUUACAAGUUUUGAAUUUAAAAUUCACAAGUGCAUCUAUUGCUAAAACUAUCGGGGCGUUUUGAAUUGUUAUAUGAUUAUAGAGAAAUUUGAAGCUAUUUGUAAAUAGUUAAGGUACAUAUUUAGAAAUAGCUUUUAAUAUUUGGAUGUAACUUAAAGAAAAAAAUAUAUAAAAAUAGUAAUUUUUUUCUCAUAAUAAAUUGUAAAUAAACUAUUAUUUUAGCAGUAAAACAUCUUUUCAUUCCAACAAUAUUUUUUUAUAUAAAAUAAUACUAAUUGUACUUUUAUGCUUAAGUAUUUUAUUGUUAUAGAAAACAGUAAUGGUAUCAACAGUAGUAAAAAUUCCAUAGUACACCUUGUAAAAUAUCUUUAAAAACUUCGUUAAAUACGCUUUCAGUAUAAUAUUUAUUAUAAAAAUUGUAUUGGAUGUCUAGAAUUUAAAACAGGGUAAUUGAUCGUCAUUUACAUAAAUAAAAAUUGAAUGUAUUUCGAUACUUCAUCAAUAAAAAAGAUUAUCGAAGCGUU